This is a messenger RNA of Equus caballus (horse), 4801 nucleotides long. It is a transcript of the gene VAMP4, whose product is annotated as vesicle associated membrane protein 4. Gene Ontology annotation, biological process: SNARE complex assembly; vesicle-mediated transport; Golgi ribbon formation. The record is from RefSeq and is a predicted model, not a curated record. Gene Ontology annotation, cellular component: trans-Golgi network; membrane; SNARE complex. NCBI's taxonomy places the organism in Eukaryota, Metazoa, Chordata, Mammalia, Perissodactyla, Equidae.
GGCUCCGCGCCCACGGCCCCCUCGCCGCCGUCCUCCCCCGCCUCCCGCUCCGUGCCCCGCCCGCGCAGCGCCGCCCGGCCCGGACCUCCACGGGAGACUCACGUACGCCGCCUGCCCGGUCCCGACGGGGGAGCCGAGGGUGGUGAAUACUUACUCUGCUGGGAAAUAGGAGAGUACUUCUUGAGUGAAAAAUAUGCCUCCCAAGUUCAAGCGCCACCUAAAUGAUGACGAUGUCACUGGUUCUGUGAAAAGUGAAAGGAGAAAUCUUUUGGAAGAUGAUUCAGAUGAAGAAGAGGACUUUUUUCUAAGGGGACCAUCUGGACCAAGAUUUGGACCUAGAAAUGAUAAAAUUAAGCAUGUUCAGAAUCAGGUGGAUGAAGUUAUUGAUGUCAUGCAAGAAAAUAUUACAAAGGUAAUUGAAAGAGGGGAGAGACUAGAUGAACUACAGGACAAAUCAGAAAGCUUAUCGGAUAAUGCAACUGCUUUUAGCAACAGAUCCAAACAACUUCGAAGACAAAUGUGGUGGCGUGGAUGUAAAGUAAAAGCCAUCAUGGCUUUGGUUGCUGUUAUCCUUUUGUUAGUGAUUAUCAUUCUUAUAGUUGUGAAAUACCGUACUUGAUUUGAUGACACAGAUCUUCAUUAAACAAAAUCUGGGACAAUAAUAAUAAAAGAUUGCUGCAUAAUUUAAAUGAAACUCAUGCAUAUAACUUUCAAAACUUCUUUUGCAAGAAACGAAGAGGCAAGUAUCACUUCAAAUUGGAACAUUGAGAAUGUCCAGUGUCUUCUUCCCUUCUAACAAAAUGUGCUUUUAAUAAUUAUGUUUAAGGCAAAGAUAACCAGCCUCUAUUUUACCUUUUUUCAAGGAUCUAAUUUGAAACUAGAUACUUGCCAGUUCAUUAUUUGUGUAUAUAGUUAAACACUGAUAACGAUAUGUCAUACUGUUAUUUUAAUGGCAUAGGGACUUGCAUUAUUGCAUCAAGGUGGGGGUCAGCCUGGUGGUCAGGAAGCCUGUGUAGAGUUCCAUCGAAUCGUUAUGUUAAAAGAGAUGCAUAACCAUUCCACUAAUGUUUGCAGGAUUCUUCUCACAUUACAAUUGCUUUGCAAGCAAUUUCCACGUUUAUGGGUGUAACAAAAGCUAAAUGUUGUAAAUGUUGCUGCCUUCAGCUAUAACUACAAACAUUCCAGUAAACCUAUUUUUGACUGUCUAAGGGAAUGUGUAGUAAUUUUUUGACAUUUGGAAUAUGGAAAUGGGGAAUUUAAACAGUGUGAAGAGCAUAGUAUGCGCCAUAAAACUGGAGAUAAUAAAAUUAUUGGACACUGUCAUUGGAGUGUUUGAAAAUGACCAACACGUAGCUACAAGUCAUGGUCCGUUCUGUUUUCAGUUAGCUUCUAAUAAAAAGGACUAGUCCUAGUGUGAGUAAAUGAAAUCCACAGAUAACUUAGUCCCUAAUUUGAUUUUUGUUAAUAGCUUUCCUCUUUAACUUCACUUAGCCCUUUACCAGAAUUGCUAAAAGUAGCAAAAUCAUCUGCCUAGAAUUUACUAUUUUUGCAUUCCCCCAUCAUCCCCUGGGAGAUGCAUCUUGUACAAUCAAGUGGCAAAUUGACUAACAAUGAGUAUAAAAAGUCAGGAGCCUAGGUAAUCUUCAGUUAGUCAGUAACCAAAUGCUAGGGUCACCGUUAACCUCCGUUUGUUUUUAUAACAAUAAAAUGUGUUAAUAACUUUCCAGUGUGCCAAGCUCCUUGUGUUGUUUGAACAAGUCACAGUGAACAUCCAUAGUCUUCGAAUGUAUGUGAGGAGGAAGCUUCAUAAUGACAUUGGAGGUUCUGUGGAAACUUGUGUACAUGGACAUCUUGACAAUAUAUGUAUAUAACUCUAAAUUUGAGAUAGGGUUAUUAAUAGAAAAUACCAGUAUUCAAAUAAGAAAAAAAAAGAUUCCGCAUAGGUUUUAUUUCUUUGGUCAUUUUAAUUCAAAAUGUAUAAAACAUAGAUUUUUUAAAAAUUCUACAGGAUUAGUACUAAGAGGCAAAAAUGUUCUGUUUAGAAUGGAAAGAAAUGUGAAGGGAGAAAGCAGAUUAAGAGAUGCUUAAGACAUCUGCAAGUUAUGAAGAUCUAAAUAUAAUUGCUAAAUUUUAUGGCCCGCUAAGAACAUUUAAAAAGAGAUAAAGGUCUUACACACUAUGGAGUGUUGUCUCUGGUCUCUCCACUCUUUGUAAAUGUCGUGUAAUGUAAAUAACUAAAUCCUUUGACAAAAUAGGAUACCCGGGAAAAUGAGCAUCUUGAAUUUCAUUAGCUAAUAUAGUUGGAAUGGAAAUGUUCUAAUUGAGUAGACAGAGUCAGUCCUAACGUAUGCAUAUAUGUCUUUUAUUUGGGAUUGGAACUGGACUCAUCAGUGGUUAAUUUUCCAUUAGUUGAUGUAGAAAUCUGGUUUCUCCAUGAUAUCAGUAAAGGUGAAGACUAUUUCUCAUAAAGAAUCCACAUUUCCAGUGUUUCUUUUAAUAAAGUAUGCCACUUUUAAAGAAAUAUAAAAAUAAAAUUAUUUUUUAAAAUUUCAACCAUAAAAAAUAAAGGCAAUAUUUAUAUGACAAGAGUGUAUAUAUCUCUUUGUAUUAAAUAUGUUGCUGCUGAGCAGACUGGUGGUGGACAUGUCACCCUGUUAGAGCUUUGUACUAGUGGUGACUUGGUUCACAGUUUAUCUUUCUUCUUUCUUGGUCUUGAUUAAUCCUGAGACCCUUAAAAUGGCUGGCAUGUUUGUGACUUUAUUGUGGCAACCUUGGAGACGUGAGCCUUCUUAAAAUCAAAAACAGAAGAAAAAUUUGUUGUUCAAAUUGAUGCCAGACCUACCUUCCUUCCCUCCCUUAAUCAUUCUUUUUCUCAUUCAGCUUAGAUCAUCCUGCACUUGAGAAAUGAAGUUUUACCACCAUCAAAACUAUCAUUAUUUAACAACAAUGAAGAUCAACAGAAAAAUUCAAGUAGCUUUGUAAAUACUAUUUGCUACCCAGUGAAAUCAGGUCAUUGUUUCUAUACUGCCUGAAACAUACCUUCUGAAUUUUGUUUAACUACUGAAGCCUGUUGCGCUGCAGCAAUUUUGUUAUUAUAAUACUGAUUAAUUGGCUCCUCCUUCUGAUUUUAGCCCAGUAAUACCUGUGAUCGUUUGGUUCCUCUAUCCUCAUAAAGCUCACUGGAAAUUGCCCUCAGAUUUUACAAACUCAGGGAUUUCUUGAUUAAAGGAACGUUCAAUGUUGAAAACAGAACAUUAUCUAAAAUGGAGGCAGGGUAAUUAGUACACAUCAGAUGGAGAAACACCUCGUGUUAGCGCUCCUGUAGAGGGCUUGUUAUUAUAGUCCUCCUGUACAGUCGCUCUGCAUUAGAGAAUUAGAACUUCAGCCUUUUCCAUAACAAAAAUUGGCAUCUUUCAGUUCUGUGUAGCAUGUGGGUAUCCUGAAAUGUACAGACUGAGGAGGCAAGAAUAAAAAGAAACUGAAAUUUCUCAAUGUCACUACACUCUUAAACAUGCUUGCUGCCCUGUCAGCACUGUUGCCCACAGUCACGCUUUAUCUACAUCUGUAUUGUAUACACUGUGAUUAGGAAAUACGCAAGAAGUGUUUUUUCAUGAAUGCCGUUAGAAGAUGUGCUUAAUUGUAUUGGGUCAGAGUUUUACUAAAUCAAGGAUAACUGACUGUUGUAUGAGUCUGAUUCUCUGUUUUCACAUGGAAACGUGAUUGGAGUCAAUUUUAUUUUUCUGUGAGCUGAGAGUGAGAAUGAAUCAAUCCAAAAGCAUUUACACAUUUGUUUUAGAAUGCAGUAUAGUGCUUAUAUUUGUGCAGGAAAUUGCCACAAAGCAAUGUCAAGACACUGUGGGUCAUAAGAAGCUGAAAGGUGGUCUACUUCAGUUUAUCCACUGUUUUUUCCAUGUCGUAGACAAAUGGAGCCAUUCCUUAGACCAGUGUAGGGCUUGGGCCUUCUUUAUGUGUUUGGUGUUGGUCUUACUCUGCCUCUUUCUGGAAAUCAAGUAGAAUAAGGGAUAGGGGACACAAACUCUUUUAUUCCAGCUCCUGAUUUAUUCUAAGAAGCUGCUCGGACCAAGUCAGUCAGAAUUGAAAGGAGAGCAUGACUGACCCAAUUAAAGGGGAUAAAAGUGAGCUUGUGAAAGCACAGAGCACUCCACGGUGCUGUGUCUCCAUGGCUCCCAGCACGGUGCUGUGUCCCUGGCAGUUGCUAGAUGAAUGUGGCUAGGAAAUCACAAAGACACUGGUGUCUAGUAUAUAAGCGAGAGUGACUUCCAUAGUUCUCACUGCAGAGAUGACAGCAUUGACAUAAUAGUGGGCCUUUGGCCUUUACCAGGAGGUAGUAGUUAGUGCUCUUUUAUAAUAAUUGGGUAUAGAAAAAUUCUGAUUUUACAUAUUCCUUUAGGUUCUUUUCAUUUGAAGAGGUUUGAAAUCAAGUCAUCUAUUAAAUUUUUAAAGCUACAGAGUAAAUCGCGUAAAUCAGAGAUUUUAGUCAAUAAAAUGUGAGAAGUCAGACUAUAAGAAAAUUCAAGCACUUUCUUUAGCCUUGGGUAUGUGUCAUUGUUUUAACUUCCACAUUCUUUAUUUAAGCAUUUGAUAAGUGCCUUUGAUGUUCAAAGAUGUAUGGUGAGAGAUGAGCAAUGUAAAUGUCACGUGCCGUGUUCUCUAGCUUCUCAAUUCUUCAUAACCGUUUUUACACGCGUGGCAAAGUUUAGUCCUUUGUGUUCCUAUCAGAUGUGCAUUUGUAGCCCCUCCAUAGUAAACAGUAAAAUAAACUAUUUCAUAGAAAACAAAA